This is a messenger RNA of Sinocyclocheilus anshuiensis, 3574 nucleotides long. Its product is annotated as rab-like protein 6. Bases 422 to 2776 code for a protein of 784 amino acids. Gene Ontology annotation, cellular component: nucleus; cytosol. The record is from RefSeq and is a predicted model, not a curated record. Gene Ontology annotation, molecular function: GTP binding. The transcript is spliced from 18 exons. Lineage: Eukaryota; Metazoa; Chordata; Actinopteri; Cypriniformes; Cyprinidae.
AAAUACACAGAGCAACAUUUCAAUGAUUUCAUUAUUGAUACGCUGUGGAGGUUUUAGUAUGAACACACUGCACAGCGAGUCACAAAUGUAAGAUGUGGAGGGUUGGAUCCAAUCACUUAGUUGGUCUAGUAUAGACGACAAUACCACUUAGCAGAACCUGAUGAGCACCUGAAUGAGGGUCUUGUAAUGCUGGACUGCAGUAGCUGUGUCAUUCUUUUGAAAAGAUCUCAAUACAUUCUGAGAUAUUAUGCUGUGCCAAAGAAUGACUCUCAAACUCUCAAACAAGAGUAGAAAUGCUUCAUGAGCAUUGCAAGAAAACUGUCCACCCACAGACAGACAAACUGGGGACAUCAUAGAGACCUAUUUGAGACUAGUAAAUUUUACAUCCAUAAUACACAUCUAGAGGCAUAAAUUGGUCAAGAUGUUUUCCGCUCUGAAGAAGCUCGUUGGUUCUGAGCCGGCUGGUCCAGUAAAGGACAAAAACAUCCCUGCUGGCCUGCAGUCAAUGAACCAGAGCCUGCAGAGAAGAUUUGCUAAAGGGGUUCAAUACAACAUGAAAAUAGUUAUUCGAGGAGAUAGAAACACUGGAAAAAGCACCCUGUGGCAUCGGCUGCAGGGUAAGAAGUUCCAGGAAGAGUACAUUCCCACUCAGGAGAUCCAGGUCACUAGUAUUCACUGGAAUUACAAAAAUUUACAUCAAGCUACUGAUGAUGUGGUGAAGGUAGAGGUUUGGGAUGUGGUUGAUAAAGGCCAAAAAAUCCCCCUUCCAGAAGGUGUAGGAAAGGGAAAAAAGAGAUGUGAAACCUUGAAGUUGGACAAUGAACCUCAAGAGCAAACUGAGAGUGAACUGGCCUUGGAUGCUGAGUUUUUGGACGUGUACAAAAACUGCAAUGGUGUGAUCUUGAUGUUUGACAUCACCAAGCAGUGGACUUAUAAUUACAUUUUGCGGGAGUUGCCCAAGGUUCCCACUCAUGUGCCAGUGUGUGUACUUGGAAAUUACCGGGACAUGGGAGAACACAGAGUCAUUUUGCCUGAUGACAUCCGUGACUUCAUUGCUGGCCUUAACAGACCCCUUGGUUCCUCUUACAUCCAUUAUGCAGAAUCUUCCAUGAAGAACGGUUUUGGUUUAAAAUAUUUGCACCGAUUUUUCAACAUUCCAUUCUUGCAGCUUCAGAGAGAGACCCUGUUACGACAGCUAGAGACUAAUCAGUUGGACAUUGAUGCCACGCUAGAGGAGCUAACAGUUCAGCAGGAGACAGAAGACCAGAAUUAUGAGAUUUUCCUGGAAAUUAAAGACUCUGGUAUUAAAGGCUACAGCUCUCCCGGCCCUGCUAACAGACAGAGCCCCUCCUCAGGCUCGCAGUCUCCCGUCGUUCCUCAGAGCGGAUGCUCCACUAGCAGCUCCAGCCCCUGUAGCCCCCAGCAGCCUCCCAUUCCCUCCCAGACCCUGAAGGCUCCAUCCCCCUCUCCAUCCCCUCCUCCUCCCCCUCUCUCCUCAACACAAGCGCCUGCGACCUCUCCCUCCCCUUCUCCUGCUCACCCUGGCCCGACGGUCUCUGCUCCAGCUCAGGCUUCUGCCUCUGCUACUCAAACCCAGAAACGCAGCUUCAUCUCCAGGCUAUUUGGCUCCGCUCCCACCCAGGAUCCUCCAGCAGUCGCCCAGGAGCCAGAUCCAGUAUCUGCAGCGGCUCCGCCUGCAGUUCAGAGCGUGGAUGAUUUUGUGCCAGACGACGGACUAGACAAAAGCUUCUUGGAGGACGGUGUCCCUUCUAACCCAAAACUGGCUAUGAACACCCAGCCCUCUGCUGCGGGCCCUGCAGAUAGUGACAGUGAUGGGGAAGGAAAAGAGGGGAACCCCAUGAUCGCUGGGUUCCAGGAUGAUUUGGACCCUGAUGAUGCAGAACUUGAACCCAGAGCUUCUAUCCCCACUAAAGACUUGGACAUCACUCUCUCCAGUGACGAGGAGGGUCCAAACCCUUCUGUAGCUCAGGAUGAAGAUCUGAACCCUGAACCUCACCUGGUGGCUAUGGAUUCAUUAUCACUGGAGGACAAACCAAAACCUAUCCACAAAGAGUCAUUGAUCCAGGCCCAGGAGAGUGUCAGCAGUCAGAACAUAGAGACUUCCAUUCUUAGUCCAGAACACAAUACACGACCACUGCAGACAGCGGAAGCAGAAGCCCUGGCAGAUCCCCAAGCACAGGUUGUAAAACAGAAAGAAAAAUCGGCUCAAGCAGAGUCCUCUGACACAGACCCAGAUGAGCCCGUGGCCAAACAGAUGCUUUCAUUUGUCAUGGAUGACCCUGACUUUGAGAGUGAGGAGGAAGUAAUACAGAAAGUAGAUAAGGAAUCUUUCCCAGUUAGAGAUGAUAUUCCUGAUCUGUCCGAUGAUGACAUCACCACAGCUAAAAUUCCUGAGCCCAUGAAACCUACUGUACUGUCCUUCAAAAGCAAGAAUGACGGUGACCUCUUUGGCCUAGGAAUCGAGGAAAAGUCAAUCAAAAGCAAAGACAGCAGCGAGGAACAAGAUGAAAAAGAAAGCAAACAUUCCAAGGAAAAGAAGAAAAAGAAAAAGAGGAGUAAAGAGGAUGAUGACAAAAGCAGCAAGAAGAAACACAAGCACAAGAAAAAGGAAAGAGAUGAGGCAGGUGUGACCGCAGAUGAAAAGGAGAAGAGAAAAAGAAAGUCACGAAGCAAGAAAACUGAUGAUCUUGAAGCUUUUCUGGCUGGAGAAGAAGACUCAGCAAAAAGAGAGGAGGGCGACUAUGAGGAACUGUAACACUCGCUCUCUGCUAAAGAAAUGUUUGUGCAUUGGUACCACAAGCUUGAAAAAGUUCUCGUCAGAAACCACAAAAACAAAUGCUUUCUUUAACAGCCCAACACAUGAUGAUGUAUUGAUCUGACUGACAGGUUACGAAACACUUCACACUGGUUUUCCAUUUGCUACAAACACUUGCCAAUCCACCUUCCAUCCCUGAAGAGGUUGGGAUGGCCGGCGUAGUUCACACUCUUUGGGCUCAAACGGCAAUAAGUGGAAAAGCCAUGGAAAAUUGUUACAACUUGCAUGUAAUUUGACCUUUGAUGUUUUUUUCGGAUUGAAAUGGACCCUUUUCACUCAUAACAUUGUGUUUUCUGAAUGUUUACAUGCUCGCUUUUAUAUGGUUGCAAUAUUUUUGUCAUCACAUAUGUGAACCACUACCACUCCAAUACAACGGUUUUCAUUGAUUUGAUUGCAUUAUUAGUUGCCUUGUAUAUGUGGAUGAAUUGGUAUUUAUGCUCGAUAGAUGUUCUGAGAGCUUGGCUUUGUGUAGUUUUGCUGUGCGUUUAGUGUUUGAAAUGAAUAUACUGUAUUUCAUGGUAGGAUUAUUUGGUUUUCCAAAAUAUAUCAAGAAAAAUAUUUUAGAAAUGUAAGAGAUUUUGGUCAAUAAAUGCACUCAUGAUAUGGGGGUAGUUACGAUAGCAGACAUAACUAUUCUCGCACUCUUUUAAUGCAGGAAAUGCCUUAAAGGAAACUACGGUUAAACUUUUAGUUUUUUUUUGGUUGUCAGUAAUUAAGCCAUUUUGCAUUUUUGCACUC